Molecule: messenger RNA, 1020 nt
Organism: Phytophthora infestans T30-4
Lineage: Eukaryota; Oomycota; Peronosporomycetes; Peronosporales; Peronosporaceae
Product: 3-methyl-2-oxobutanoate hydroxymethyltransferase
Exons: 6
Coding region: 1-1020 (339 amino acids)
Biological process (GO): pantothenate biosynthetic process
Cellular component (GO): mitochondrion
Molecular function (GO): 3-methyl-2-oxobutanoate hydroxymethyltransferase activity; magnesium ion binding
Source: RefSeq, a predicted model, not a curated record
AUGAUGCGCUCCGUGACCGCCGCUAUCUGCCGACCCGCAGCUCUGCGCCGUAACUACCCCGCCGCUUCCUCCACCAAGCAUUUCAGCACUGAUUCUUCCUCUUCGUCCUCUCCAACCUACAACGCCGAGUCGUCUGCGCGCACCCUCAAGCUGCUGGAACGGCGCAAGGUUUCAACACUUGAUAUUGGCAUCUUCAAGCGCAAGAAGAAACCAAUCACGAUGGUCACGGCCUACGACUACCCGUCGGCAGUGCACGUGGAUCUAGCGGGCUUUGACAUUCUGCUGGUUGGAGAUUCUCUGGGAAUGGUGGAACUGGGAAUGGAUACAACAUUGCCGGUGACUUUGGACGAUAUGAUCCACCACACGCAGGCUGUCAAGCGGUGGGAAGGAGGAGCGGAUUGCGUGAAGAUCGAGGGAGGCAAAGAACGUGCUGAAACAAGUACAAAAUACGCUUUGGUCCGUGUUAAAACGAUCGUUGAUGGAGGCAUUGCCGUGAUGGGACACAUUGGGCUUCGGCCACAGCACAUAAGUGUUCUGGGAGGGUUCCGCGCCCAGGGCCGCACGGCUGCUCAAGCUCGAAUGAUCAUCGAAGACGCUUUGGCUGUGCAGAAGGCUGGUGCCUUUGCUGUUGUGCUGGAGUGUAUCCCAUCGGCCGUUUCCAAGGCUGUGACGGAGCUGCUGAAGAUUCCGACGAUCGGUAUCGGUGCUGGUCCCGAGACGGAUGGCCAAGUGCUGGUCUUUCAUGAUCUCCUGGGGAUGCUCCAGCAUCCGCAUCACGCUCAGUUCGUCCCCAAGUUUUGCAAGCGAUACGCUGACGUUGGCGAACAGAUCCGCAUCGGCCUGGAGAAUUAUCGUGACGACGUGGAGAGCGGCCGUUUCUCGAGCGAGGCCUACUCUCCAUAUAAGAUGUCGAAAGACGAGACCCAGAAGCUGCACGAUAUGCUGGCUGACGAGUACAGUCAGAAGGACGACGAUGGACAAGAAGACAUGGCUUUCUCGGAGGUCACGAAAGUCUACUAA